Molecule: messenger RNA, 2262 nt
Organism: Penicillium soppii
Lineage: Eukaryota; Fungi; Ascomycota; Eurotiomycetes; Eurotiales; Aspergillaceae
Product: fungal specific transcription factor domain-containing protein
Exons: 7
Coding region: 1-2262 (753 amino acids)
Biological process (GO): DNA-templated transcription
Molecular function (GO): DNA binding; zinc ion binding
Source: RefSeq, a predicted model, not a curated record
AUGGUUUCGCCGCUCCCCCAAAAACCUCGCUGGUCCUCAUUCCUCGGAAAUUGGAUCUUCGACAAAAGUAAACAAGUCCGGGCAGAAUGUCGGCUACACCAGCGAACAAUCCUAGGAUGCCGACCCGCAAUCACCGCUCCGCAAUUGCUUGUCAAGCCUGCCGCCAGCGCAAGGUUCGGUGCAGCUUGGCUAUCACGGGCACCCCUUGCAUCGGUUGUACUCAAGACCGCGCUGACUGUUUCUCUGAAGAGUUUUGGCCGCAGAACCCAAAAAGCACGUCGCGAGGCCGUUGAACGCCGUGAUCCGGACCACAUUCCGGCGUCCGAUUCUGCUGAAAAUCGAGCUUCCGAUCAUGAAUCGAAUCCUAGUAUAGAGAUCUCUAACAGGCCUAAUGGACAAUAUAAUGCGGCAACAGUUCCGUGCUCCUCCUAUCGGACUCACGAUGGAGAAGGGGGAGGGAGCCACGAUGCAAUUGAGGUCGGAACGUCGUCGUUUCAACAACCUCAAUCCCGAUAUACCAGAGACACCACUGUUAGGGUUGAAUCUGAAGGCGACAUCGAGAACGAAGAGCGAAGUGGAGUGGAGAUUGCAACAGCAGCAUUAGGGCAGCCUCAGGAAAAUGGUCAGAUACCUUUUUACACCGGAGGCCAGACGGGGCCCACAUACGCGCUGGAUAUUUGCUCGCCGGAGAAGUCAUUGCCCAGACACUUUCUUAUCCCGUCGCACGCCCGAUUUCCUCUGUCCGAUGCGGACCAAGGAUAUCUCCAGGCUAAAGGAGUGCUCACGCUUCCCGGGAAAAAGAGUUGCGAAAGUCUUCUUCGGGCAUACCUCCAUCACGUUCAUCCAUUAAUGCCCAUCAUUGAAGUUGAUACUAUUCUGGAAUUUCAGCAAAAUGGCCGACUUCACGAGUACAAUCUCCUCCUUCUCUGGAGUAUAUUCUUCGUUGCGGUGAAUUUUGUCUCGCGCACUGUCUACGAACAAGAGGGCUAUAAGUCCCGAAAAGAAAUGAAAGCCAGUCUGUAUUCACGUGCCAAAUGCAUGUAUGCCGUCGGCGAGGGAAUGGACAAAAUUGUUCUUCUCCAAUCUUCUCUUUUGAUGGGAUUCUGGCUAUCAGAGCUUGAUGAACAUAUGCAACCCUUGUAUUGGACUGGAAUCGCGAUCAACCUUUGCCAGAUGUUAGGUUUGCACCGCAAUCCCGAUUCUUCGAAGUUCAAUUGUAACAUCACCGAUCGACAACGGUCCCUCUGGCGUCGUUUGUGGUGGAGCUCAUUUUACCGAGAUCGUUGGCUUAGUCUUAGUUUUGGAAGGCCAUCACGCAUUGAUCUCAAUGACUGUGACACGCCUAUGCCCACGGCCACCGACCUGCUCGUUGACGUGGGUGGACUACCUGAAGGUAUAUCGGCCGGUUUUUUGCCCGCUGGCUUUCCCGGGCUGGCGUCGUACUGGGUGACACUAAUUGUACUGAGCAAGCAGUUGGGUGCUGUUAUUACCAUGAACUAUCAAACUCUCAAGUCACGGCCGACGAUUCAACAAUUUGAAUCUCGUGAAGCGGAAAUUCUUCGGUGCACGUUGCCCGAUCAGUACCAGGCUGGCCUCACUGAUCUAGCACGAUUUCAUUCACUGCAUGUCCAUUUGCACUACCAAGCACUCCUUAUUGCUUUCUACCGGCCGUAUGGAACUGAUUUCCCCAUCGAUCUUGAUCCUGUUGUCCGGAGAGACUGGCAACAUCGGAUGCGUCUAAGGGCCGGCGAUGCAGCCUCAAAAACAAACGACAUUAUUGAUGUUCUGGCUGAAGAUAAUCUUCUGGAAUACGCGGGGCCUAUGACACCCUCACUCCUAGUUCCUGCGAUGCAGACCCACCUGCUCUUCUAUCGAUCGGCCGAUUCUCUGACGAAACGCCUGAGGCUUCACAAGCUCGAGAUGUGUAUGCUUAUCAUGGAAGAGCUACAAAAAGUCUACACGGUUGCUUCAAUAUACCGCGGGAUUUUUCGUAAGGCUAUGGAACAAAUUUGUCCUUUCUACCAGGCAACGACUGCCAUUUCUGACCAGGGAAUGAGUUCAGCUCGAACCACUAAUACGAGCGGCCGAGACUCGAUAGUGAAUGCAGCGGCUGCUCAUCAGCUUCCAGAAGCUGUAUUUGAUAACAAUUAUCUCCCGGCCAAUAGUUCAGAGCAAAGGAAUGAACUUCUAGGAGACUUCAUGGAUUCGUUGAUGGACGAGACCUCAGUGUUUAAUUUUUGGGAAACAUGGAAUCGAAUGUGA